AUGUCUGGCGGGGUGUACCCUAUGGACAUGCAACAGCUCUCUGAGCAACCCUCGACUCCCACCAAAGCCACCUUUGGUAAUGAGUUUUUCAAAAUCUUCGGAGGUCCUAAGAAGGUCACUCGAGAUGGCACGACGCCCAAGCGCCGCGGCCCCAAGCCCGACAGCAAGCCUGCGCUCACGCGGCGACAGGAACUGAAUCGCCAAGCUCAGCGCACUCAUCGCGAACGAAAGGAACAGUACAUGCGAGCCCUGGAGACGGAGGUGUCGCGGUUGCGGGAGGCCUACACCAAUGAGAUCUCCGAUGCGAACGUCGCUCUCCAGCAACACAAGGAGCUGCUCCAUACGGCGCGGGGCGAGAACGAAGUCUUGAAGGAAAUUUUGGCCGCCCACGGCAUCAACUAUGGACCUGAGCUGGAGCAGCGGAUGGCCGAGCGCGGCCCGCUGGUUGGAUUCCAGACGAGCCCCGUCCCAGCCAGCAGCAGCGGAUCGAACACUGCGGGUUUCACGAACUCGACUAGCAACCCGAAUGUGACGCCGGCAACCUCUAUUUCCACGGGCUUGAGCCCCGGCGCGAACGGUGGGGCGGAGCACCCCGACAUUUCUCCCCCGAUGGGCUUCGUGCCUCAACAGCAAGUAUAUCACACCUGCGCGAACGAAAGCUUAGGAUUGGAUCGGUCUGCAUGCCAGGUGGUCGACUCGCCUGUACCAGCCAUGCGCGGCGUCUUCGAGAGCGACCCACAACUCCAGAUUGACUUUAUCUUGACACUCGAAGGACCUUGCCGCGAACACACCGACUACCUCUGCCGCCGCUCUAUCACCGAGGCUGACGACGAGGAUAUGCCCUUUUCUGGCCACGCGCUGAUGGCCACCUGCCCGCCGCCCAGUUACAUCGCCAACACCACCCCCGCGCAGGCAUAUCCGCACAAGACCUACGACCUGCCACUCGCCAACCUCGGCACUCUUCUUAAUCUGAGUCGCCAGCUCGUCACCGAUGGCCAGAUCACACCUAUCAUGGCGCUGCAGUGCCUGAAGAACCACGAGCUGUACCAGUCGCUCGGCCGCGACGACGUCAAGAUCAUCAUCGAGACGCUCAACACCAAGGUCCGCUGCUACGGCUUUGGCGCCGUCGUCGAGGACUUUGAGCUCAUCGAUUGCCUGAGCAGUGUGCUGGGCACAACGGUGGAUCUGAGCAUGGCGCUGGCCCGGGAUGACUCGAUGUAUGCUUGA
Messenger RNA from Penicillium canariense, 1227 nucleotides. RefSeq names its product protein flbB (gene flbB). Lineage: Eukaryota; Fungi; Ascomycota; Eurotiomycetes; Eurotiales; Aspergillaceae. Bases 1 to 1227 code for a protein of 408 amino acids. The record is from RefSeq and is a predicted model, not a curated record. Gene Ontology annotation, molecular function: transcription cis-regulatory region binding; DNA-binding transcription activator activity, RNA polymerase II-specific. Gene Ontology annotation, cellular component: RNA polymerase II transcription regulator complex. The transcript has 5 exons.